Messenger RNA from Daldinia caldariorum, 856 nucleotides. RefSeq lists its product as uncharacterized. The record is from RefSeq and is a predicted model, not a curated record. The coding region runs from base 263 to 514 and encodes 83 amino acids. Lineage: Eukaryota; Fungi; Ascomycota; Sordariomycetes; Xylariales; Hypoxylaceae. The transcript has 4 exons.
CCUAGGUACUUGAACAAAAAAUGAGGCGUAGAACCAGUACCUCUCAAUAACCUAGGUACGUGGCUAAUGACGUGGCGUUAGCUUCUAGGCAUCACAAGCUGAUACGGGUAUUAAUCCCCAUAUACAUGAGGAAUCAUAACCUAUUAAACUGGACAGAGUUGCCUGAUCACUGAAUAUGGUAUAUGAGUGAUUCAGAGUUAAUCCGUACAUUCCUUGCCAAUCCCUUCUACUAUAUAAGUCCUUUUUGGACUGCCAGUCGACCAUGCCUACUCUUCUCGAUAAUGCCAUGAAAUCCAAGAACGCUGUACUAGCCUUCUCCGGGCUUGUCACGGCCGCCCUCGCUUGGUCUUGGGCCGGCGGGAGUAUAUUUCCUUCCCAGGAUGAUCCAAAGGGCGACCCUGAGGAUUGGACGCGCGAAGAGCUCAGAAGAUGGCUCGCGGCCCGCAACCUCCAUCCCCAGAAGGGAGAUACUCGAGAGCAACUUUUAGAAAGAGUCAAGGCGAAUAUGAGAUAGGAAUAUGAGAUAGGGCGCGUUGGUAGUGGUUAUUCUCAAUACUAAUGACCCGUUAAGGUCAUGUAUAAGAGUGAUAAAAAAAGUUGAAGGGAGCUGUUUAUACAUCCAACAGAAGGAACCAUUGGGUUUUCAACUCACAAAUUGGCACUUACUCUCAUAUUUCCACAUACAAAAUAUAUGGCUAAAUUUGAAUGAUCGUUAGGUUUUUAUCAUGAACAUUAUCCCGAGUAUGGCGUAUUAGAUGUGAUAGUGUUAGGUUGUUGCAUCUUUGGUCUAAAAUUCAAUUGAAGUUGACGAAAGUGUACAUUUCUUACGAGGCGGUGCACUUGCUGUGCCAUAAUU